This is a messenger RNA of Bombina bombina (fire-bellied toad), 2173 nucleotides long. Its product is annotated as Krueppel-like factor 4. The transcript is spliced from 3 exons. The coding region runs from base 277 to 1512 and encodes 411 amino acids. Gene Ontology annotation, biological process: regulation of transcription by RNA polymerase II. NCBI's taxonomy places the organism in Eukaryota, Metazoa, Chordata, Amphibia, Anura, Bombinatoridae. The record is from RefSeq and is a predicted model, not a curated record. Gene Ontology annotation, molecular function: DNA-binding transcription factor activity, RNA polymerase II-specific; RNA polymerase II cis-regulatory region sequence-specific DNA binding.
UUAGUAGAAGUUUAAAAGUUUCAUGAAGAGUUUUUGCUGGAACCUGUUGGGACAUAAAUCUUCUUAGCCACAUUGCUGGAACACAAGCCACAAGCCUGGCUUUGCCAUAGUACUGGGGACACCAGCCUGGCUUAGCACUGGGGACACCAGCCUGGCUUAGCAAUAGCAUUGGGGACACCAGCCUGGCUUAGCAAUAGCACUGGGGACACAAACCUUCAGCAGCCUGCUAGAGCUGGGGACACAAACCUGACCCUGUGACCCGAAAGCCCCGGCAGGAUGAGUGUGGCUUUUGCAAACCUCCAUCCAGUGGAAGAUAAACAGCUUGGAAUGGAUACGGAGAUUAUCAUGGAAGAUCUCAGACCAAUCUCGGACAUGGGAUACACGAUGAUGGAGCAUUGCAUCAAGAAGGAGGACGAUGACUUGGGGAAAUUUGUGGACUUGGACUUUAUUUUGGCUCAUACCACCAGCUCGCAAAACAGUGGCAGCACAAGCAGUGGGGGCAACUAUCCCCUGCCGGAAACCCCAGAGAGCUGCAAUACAACUUAUGACAGUGACGGCUCCUACAACGCAGGUGCCACCCAAAAAUACGGGACUGUGAACUUUGCUGGCAGCCCCCACCAUAGUUAUGUGGCAGAGCUGCUCACACCCGAUGUACCAGGCUUAGAUGCUCCACACGAGUAUGGUCUAAAGAUCUCUAUGCACAACAGAAAAUAUACCGAGCUCAGGGUGUCUAACCUGGAGGCCCCAGUGCACAUACAAAUUGAUCACUUACAGCAACUAGGGCAUAAAAUCAAGAAGGAGCGCCCGGAACAGUCAUGUAUGAUGGGCAACUGCUCGCCCACCUCCCCUGAUUGCAUGAUGGAGCAAAAAGUGAACCUGAUGCACAUGCAUGGGCAGAUGCAUCAACCUCAUGGUUAUCCCCAGCACAGGGUCAGCCCCCCCGUGUGUAAUGAGGAUCUGUCACCCACUGACUGUCACUUGAUGCCUGAGGUGCACUGCCUCCAGAUCAUGCCAAUGCCACAGCACUACCAGAUAUCUGCUUCAUACCCGGCGCAUUUUGCCAACCAAUCCCCAGCACAGUUUCAUGGACAAUUCGGCGUUUACAGGGACCCCAUGACAGGUCACCCAGCUGUGCAUGGUAUGCUUGUCACUCCCCCAUCCUCACCCUUGCUGGAAUACUACCCUGCCAUGGCUGCCCCAGAUGACUGCAAGCCAAAGAGGGGUCGCAGGUCGUGGGCAAGAAAGAGGACGGCAACCCACAACUGCGAGUACCCAGGAUGCGGCAAAACCUACACCAAGAGCUCCCAUCUGAAGGCUCAUAUGAGAACGCACACAGGUGAGAAGCCCUAUCACUGUAACUGGGAAGGGUGCGGAUGGAAGUUCGCCAGAUCGGACGAAUUGACUCGUCACUUUCGCAAACACACCGGGCACAGACCCUUCCAGUGCCACCUGUGUGAGAGGGCAUUUUCUAGGUCUGACCACCUGGCCCUGCAUAUGAAGAGACACAUGUAAAUAAUGCAGAGGACUAUUUAUGUUGCAGAUGUGUAUUUUCUUAUUCGCAAUUCUAUUCUUGUAAAUAAGAGUAUAUAAAAUAGUAUUUAAAGUACAAACCUGGCAAACAGGUAGAUCUUCGCUUGAAAACAAGUUUAUUAUUUAUGAGAAUUCCUUUCUGUGCAGGGACAUAGUUCUGCACAUUUGUACAAUAUUUGUAAAUUGCCUUCUUGCAUUUUUGUAAGGUAAAUUGAAGUUGGCUGAUUUGGAAGGUUUCAGCUAUUUUAUAUGCUCUUAAUUAUACUGUAAGAGUUUAAAUGUAGAAUUUAUGUAUAUGAGAAGUUCUGACACUUCUUGGUUCAAAUUCCGAAAUGUGCAAUUAUAUGAAACACUGAACACUUGUGGCUGGGAAAUGGCGCCAUCUCAUGGACAAGUUUAUGCACUGUUAAAAAUAUUUUUAAAACUUAAAGGUCCAAUUAAAGCUGCCAUUUAACUGUUGAUAUUUUAUACUCUCAUUUUGUAUUUUUUUUUUUUUUAAUAUAUUUUUUUGAAGAGUUAUUGUCAAUUAAAUUCAUUUUCUGAAUUUUCUUCAAAAGGAACAGAAUUCCUAGGUACUGUUAAACUUGCUUUGUUGUACAUAUGUUAAAUUUAUGUAAAUAAAGCAGCAUUUGUGACACUCCCA